CUUGUACAGUCCUUAAAAUAAUUUUCUGCGGCUUGAGUCAUCAUAUGUUGAAGCCAGUAACAAGACCUUCGGUGAGAUGAGUAUUAGCCAAAACGAGCAGCUGCAGCUCGACAUUCCAAACUCCGCUGAGGAAAACGCCGUGUUCUCUAAAACCAUGGCUGAACGUCUGGAGGACCAUCUUCAAUGUCCCACCUGUCUGGAUGUCUUCAAAGAUCCUGUUAUUCUGCGGUGCAGUCACAGCUUCUGCCGUGCAUGUCUGCAAGAAUGGAAGGACACAGGAGAACGAUCGUGUCCACUCUGUAGGACGGAGUUUAGUUCGAUGCAUACGCCUAUGAAUUUGGCACUGAAGAAUCUGUGUGAGAACGUUUCACGAGCCUCAGUCAAGUCAGAAGACAUCUGCAGCUUGCACCAGGAGGAACUCAAACUCUUCUGCUUGGAUCACCAGGAGCUUGUGUGCCUCAUCUGCAGAGACUCAGAAAUCCACGUUGGUCACAAGUUCCGGCCCCUUGAAGAAAUUGUGAAAGGUCAUCAUGAGGAACUCCAGAAAGGCCUGCAGAAGGCCAACAAAAGACUCCAAUAUUACAACGACUGUAGAGGGAACUGCCAUGAACAGGCAGAGUACAUCAAAGUCCAGAGGGAGAUGGUCGAACGCAAGAUUAAGAAGGAUUUUGAGGAGCUUCGUUGCUUCCUUCACGUGGAGGAGGAGGCCAGGUUGGCUGCGGUCAGGGAGGAAGAGAAGAACAAGAGUCAAACGAUGAAGGAGAAGAUCGCGGUUCUCGACCAACAAAUGGCCGCUCUCUCGGAUGCCAUUAGAAGCACUGAGGAACUGCUGACGUCUGGCAAUGUUUCUUUCAUUAAGAAGUUCAAGACUGCAAUGAGCAGGAUCCAAGAGCUGCCUGAAAGGCCGCAGCUGCUGCCAGGAGGUCUGCUGGACGAAGCCAAACACGUGGGCAACCUCAAGUUCAAGGUUUGGGAGCGGAUGAAGGAGACCCUCACCUACAGUCCCGUCAUUCUGGACCCCAACACGGCCAGUCCAGAACUCAGUCUGUCAGAAGAUCUGACCAGUCUGAGUUGGGAAGAACCGAAGCAGCAGCGUCCAAAGAAUCCAGACAGAUUGAAGUCGGAUUCUGUGUUGGGAUGUGCUUUGAACUUGGGAAGAUACGUCUGGGAUGUUGAGGUGGAAAACAACAAUGACUGGCAAGUGGGGAUCGCGUGGGGGGACCCCUGUUUUCAGCAGAAAAUGAAUAAUAGUUGGUUCGCUGGAUUUUGGGAUGGUAAAUACAGAAAUUUUAAUGGCCAAUAUGGAGAGUGGAAUCCGCUUGUCCAAGUGCAGAUGAUCCGAGUUGAAGUGGACAUGAAUGAAAGGUCAUUGUCCUUCUCUGAACCUGUAACAAACACCAAAUUGUGGAAUGCUACGAAGCCUUCGGAUUGGCCAAAUUAUUCCCGUAACACCAAAAUGUAUUCUUCCUUUCACACAUCACAUACAAGUCCACGAAAAAGAAUCCCCAACAGAUUGCAGAGCGUUAAGAAGCUUUCCAGUAGGCCAAAUUCGGAGGGUAACACCGUAUGGUAUCCUCCCUUUCAAAGAACACAUUCGAAGUCUUCUGAUUGGCCAAAUUUGUCCGGUAACACCAAAAUGUAUCCUUACUUUUGGACAAAACAUAAAAGUUCUCUAAAAAUAAUCCCCAUUCCACCUGGUGUUACGACUGCCAUCCAUUAGCGGUCAUGUUGCCAUGGCUUGAUUUUUGGCUUUUUGAUGUCAUCCAAAUCAUUCGUCUACUUUUUCCCAUUUGAUUUCACUCUCGUUUAUUUGCCAGAUCAGGUUAGGGGUUAGAUAUAUAUGGCGGAAAACACUUAGGUGACUUGAAGUUCCGCUCUGAGACCCCCAAUUUGGCCAACUUUCAAAAUUGUCUGAUAUGAAUGUGUGAUACAUCAUUGGAAAGCGUAAAAUCUCAAUUUUCUAGGGGAAGAAAAAUUUUGAACAGGAGGGAAUUAAAAAAAAAAAAAAAAAAAAAAGGAGGUGAGAGCACGCGAGAGCAGAAUUACAGAUGCCAUGACUUUAACGAGAUCUUAUCGCGUACUUACCUUGUUUCGAUCCAAAAACUCCAUGUAGCAUGUAUCACCGAGUGUCAAGACACAGCUGUGAAUCGACACAGCUGGAUUUUUUUUAGAUUUUUUGGGUGAAAUAUGGUAAUAUAACAUGGGUCGCGAUGCAGAAAUCGCAGACAUCAAGGAGUGGUCGAGAUUUUCUUUUUCAUAUAUGUACCCUUUUAAACAUUUUUUUUUUCAAUUUUUCUUUGUUUGGAUCGAUUAUUUAUCAUCUAACAUAUCGGAGAAAAUGCGAUAGUAACAAAAAAAAAAUACAAUUAAGCGAUAGAUAUGAGGUAGAUAUCCAUUUUUUACAUACGCCAUUUUUUUCAUUGUGACGUCAUUUGUUUAAAAGUUUAAAAUAUGCGAGUGAAUAAUUUUUUUAAGUCGUUUUUUUUUAAAAAACGAAAAAUCAGACAUCAAUUAAUAAUUCUAAGCUAAAAAUGACAGACAUUUUGAAUAAUAAAUAUAAUUAAUUACCUUCGUUUUAUGGCUGGGUUUAAACAAAAGCGGUUGCGCGACGUCUGUAAAAAGGGGGUUUUCAGAGUAAAACGGACACAUUAAAAAUAGUUCAGGGGCUUAAUGCGGCAUGAAUCUGCUAUGGCAGCAUAUAGACAUAUUGUUCUAUCAAACACAACAGUUGUUUUGGCUUAAAAUACAGCAGUUUCUUUUAAAGAGGAGUGCAAGAGCAGAAACUGCUUUUUCAGUCUUGUCUGUGUUUUCCGCCAUAUACUAAUCUAUAUAUUAUAUAUACAGUGGGGCAAAUAAGUAUUUAGUCAAGCACUAAUUGUGCAAGUUCUCCCACUUGAAAAUAUUAGAGAGGCCUGCAAUUGUCAACAUGGUUAAACCUCAACCAUGAGAGACAGGAUGUGGAAAAAAAAACAGAAAAUCACAUUGUUUGAUUUUUAAAGAAUUUAUUUUCAAAUCAUGGUGCAAAAUAAGUACCGGUAUUUGGUUAAUACCAAAAGUUCAUCUCAAUACUUUGUUAUGUACCCUUUGUUGGCAAUAACGGAGGGCAAACGUUUUCUGUAACUCUUCACAAGCUUUUCACACACUGUUGCUGGUAUUUUGUCCCAUUCCUCCAUGCAGAUCUCCUCUAGAGCAGUGAUGUUUUGGGGCUGUCGUUGGGCAACACGGACUUUCAACUCCCUCCACAGAUUUUCUAUGGGGUUGACAUCUGGAGACUGGCUAGGCCACUCCAGUACCUUGAAAUGCUUCUUAGGGGCAGUUUACAUGGCGACUCUGCAACACAAAGACGCAAUGACUGAGUAGCGGACUCGCCUCGCGUGCAUAUGAUGUCGGCGAAGACGAAGAAUUCUGAAUCCUGCCUCCAAAGUGGAAGAAUCCGAUUGCGGGGGGGUGAGCGGGGCUUCCUCGGCAUGAAUAUUAAAGGCUUCUGCGACGCAUGCGCAGCGAUGCCAAUAAACAUUAAAAACAGCAAAUAUGGCGGAAUGUCGGCUUUAAUUUACUGUUUCAAUAAUAUUUUUAAAUUAAAUAUGUUGAACGUUUCAAUUUUUGUGCCUUUUUGAACAAAAGAAAAAUGACAUCACUUUGAGUGGGCGGGCAUAUUUUUUUCCGGGCUGAGGGAGCUUGGUGGGGUGUUUGGGAUCAUUGUCAUGUUGAAAGACCCAGCCGCAUCUCAUCUUCAAUGCCCUUGCUGAUGGAAGAUUUUCCCUCAAAAUCUCUCGAUACAUGGCCCCAUUCAUUCUUUCCUUUACACAGAUCUGUUGUCCUGGUCCCUUUGCAGAAAAACAGCCCCAAAGCAUGAUGUUCCCACCCCCAUGCUUCACAGUGUGUAUGGUGUUCUUCGGAUGCAAGUCAGUAUUCUUUCUCCUCCAAAAACGAGAAGCCACUUUUUUGUUUCCCUGGCUGUGUGUUUGGGAUCAUUGUCAUGCUGAAAGACCCAGCCACGUCUCAUCUUCAAUGCCCUUGUUGACGAAAGGAGAUUUUCACUCAAAAUCUCUCGAAACACGGCCCCAUUCAUUCUUUCCUUUACACAGAUCAGUCGUCCUGGUGCCUUUGCAGAAAAACAGCCCCAAAGCAUGACGUUUCCACCCCCAUGCUUCACAGUGCGUACGGUGUU
Messenger RNA from Corythoichthys intestinalis (scribbled pipefish), 4171 nucleotides. Its product is annotated as E3 ubiquitin-protein ligase TRIM35-like. Gene Ontology annotation, molecular function: ubiquitin protein ligase activity; zinc ion binding. NCBI's taxonomy places the organism in Eukaryota, Metazoa, Chordata, Actinopteri, Syngnathiformes, Syngnathidae. Gene Ontology annotation, biological process: protein ubiquitination. Gene Ontology annotation, cellular component: cytoplasm. The coding region runs from base 77 to 1720 and encodes 547 amino acids. The record is from RefSeq and is a predicted model, not a curated record. The transcript is spliced from 2 exons.